Messenger RNA from Dermatophagoides pteronyssinus (European house dust mite), 1209 nucleotides. RefSeq lists its product as uncharacterized. The record is from RefSeq and is a predicted model, not a curated record. NCBI's taxonomy places the organism in Eukaryota, Metazoa, Arthropoda, Arachnida, Sarcoptiformes, Pyroglyphidae.
AUGUUCAAUUCAUUAACGAAAAAUAAUGGAAAAACACCGAAAAAAAUUCAACGUAUCGAUGGAUUAUUAACGUUAUCAUCAUCGAAUAAGAAAAAAAUUUCAUUAAAAAAUCUGAAUAAAAAUCAUCAUCCAAUUAUAAUUGAAAUACAUUUUAAUUAUGGUCAAAUACGACAAGAUUUAUUUGCAAAAUUUGCUAUAAAUAUAUUUGAAUAUAUACUUUAUGAUCGUAUGGCUAUACCGAUACCAUUUGGUUGUCUGAAUAAAAUGGAUUGUUCGUUUUCCAACGAAGCGAAUAAGAAAAAAUUAUUACAAACAUUUACAAAAUUGAAAUUAAUAUUCAAUUUUUUAAUCGAAUUAUUUAUCAAAUCAAAUAUUCAUAUCCAUUCUAUUGCAUUAUUGUUUGGUGAUUCAUUACGUUUUGCACGUGAAAUAUUCAUUAUAAAUUUAGAAAAAUUAAAUAUUUUCAAUGAACAGAAUCGAAAAUGUUUACCAUUUCUAACAUUACGUUAUAUGAUUAAUAAUUUUUAUAAACGAUUAUUGAAUGAAAUCCCUGAAGAAAUGCCACAACUUUAUACUAAUCAAAAAUCAAAAAUUAAUUCAAAAAAUAUUCUAUUUACAGUGAAAAUUUCUGCCGAAAAUAUUGAUCAAUUACGAAUAUUUAUUGAAACGUAUUCGAAAGAAAAUCAUUCGGAUUUAUCGGAAUCAAAUUUUCAAUUGAAUAUUGACAAUACUACACAUCGUCUUGGAUCGAUAAUAAGUCGUAUUACUCAUUUUAAAUUUGAUCAUUACCAUCCUGAUAACAUAAUGUUGUUGAAUGGUGAAAAUUUUGAAAUUUAUCGUGAAAAUGAUGAUGAAUUUGAUGAAAUUAUUGAAGAAAAAAUUAUCAUUUCAAAUUCAGCCAUUACUACUACUACCACUAAUGAUGACAAUGAUAAUGAUUCCGAAUCGAUUGAUAAUCUAUCCAAACCAAACAUAUCAACAACAGCUACUAAAAUUUCGUCGAAUGAAGAAUAUCAUGACGUUUCUCAAAAACAAUCAACAAUUGAUGAAAUGAAUUCAUUUUGGGUUCAAAUUUGUUCACCGAUUCGUUGUGUUGAUAAAAUUUAACAGAAACCAAAGGAAACUCUGAAAAACCAUAGACUAAUCUUAUUUAUUUAUUUAUUGAUUAUCUACAAAAAAAAUAUUGAUGCAUUUCUUAAUUUAUUUAUU